CGUUAAGGUACAACUCUGGUUAAGGUUAAGCAUCAAAAUCCGGCUUCAUUUAGUAUCAAUCGAGAGGUUGAUAAACUUAAAACGAUAGGUUAGAAAAAGAAAAACGGUGGAGUGGUAUAAACGGAUGACGAAUGUUAUCUUUCGAAUCGUUCAUUAAAGCCGAAUAAAAAUUGAGGAAAGAAAAGCCGAAGUGACCAUUAUUGCCAACUAUGUAAUUUCAAAUAUUUUCCGUCACAGAAACUUCAAUUAUAUAUUUUAGCUGAUUUUAAAUUUAUUUUAAAGAAACGUUUUUAUAUAUCUAUUCAACACAAUAAAAAUAUUGUAUUUUAAAUAAUUAUUGAGUAGGCUGGCAACAACGUGUCAAGCAGAAAUUUAUAAAUCAAUUUUUUGUGUAUGCAAUUAGUGUGUUUUACGCUUAACAAAAGCUUACUUGUAAAUACAGUGUACAUAUAAAUAUGAGCACACAAAAUCGAAAUAGCGGCGGUGGUCGCAACCAAAAGAAAUCAAAUUCUGGUAGUGGAGGCGGCGGAGGUGGUGAUUCUGCCUUACAGACAUCAGCUAAGAAAACAGAUGUCUCAAAGACAGAAAAGGAAAAGUCGCAUCCAAAGCCAACUGCUGAACAAUUACGCAUUGCCCAAAUCACCAAUAGUAACACAUCAGAAGAUCCGCAAAUGCGCGAAAAAGUUGCCACACUUAUUGAGAUGACUCAACGUUCCGAAGAGGAAGUAUGUUGCGCUUUAUAUGAAUGCGAUAACGAUUUGGAGCUUGCUGUUGUAUAUCUUUUGGAGACCCUUCCAGUGGGAGCAUUUGAAACAUCUUCAAAGAAGAAAAAGAACAAAGCUGCAAGUUCCGGGCAAGAAAAUGCUGGAGGUGAUGGAGAAUGGACUGACACCAAUGCAAACACCGACAGACGUGAAAAAUCACGUAAUCGGAGUAGUAAUCGUGGCGGACGCGGUGGUACCGAUAGCCGGGGUUGGCGCGGCAGAGAGGCCCGUGAGAACGAACGUAAUUUACGUGAUUCACGUGGCGGCGAUGAUCGCAAUGACAACUACCGGCGUAGAGAAGGUGGGGGAGGUGGAGGUGGUGUUAGGAGUGGUGGUGGCCGUGGCGGUGGGUAUGCCGGUCGUGGAGGUCGUGGUGGCGGUCGAUUUGGUGCUGGUGGCCGAGGCACUGGUGGUCGCGGUGAACGUGGCUUUAAUUCUCGUUCUGGCACUAAUGAAGAUCACCAUGAGGUGGAGUUAUGGGACAACACCAUUGCUCAAAAUGCUGAGAAGCAACAGCAGCAAAUGCAAGAUGAUGCUUGGGGUGACUGGGAUAAUGAAGAAUACGUAGGUUCGCUUAAAGACAGUAAAGUAUUUACCACAAGCAAUUUGCCAAAUCAGACGGCAGCAAGUGUGGUAAGUGGUGGUGUUAGUAGUAUCAGUGGCGUUGUAAGUGGCGGUACAAGUGAGAUAUCGGCACCACCAGGAUUGGAACAUCACUUGGGCAAUUCAGGAUUGGUAGGCACUUCAACCUCCCCGCAGCAGCAGCAGCAGCAAGGAUCUCAUCUGAAUGCGCUUGUCAGCAAUUCAGUUGGUAUUGCAGGCGCAAGUCCGUCUGGGGGUAAUACCAACAUAAAUGACGAAAGCUCAACUGUCAGUUCAGUUGUGCAGUCUGCGUCGGCGUCUACAACUCCCAUGAUGCAGUAUAGUGCAGCAGUUACCAACACACAACUAUCCCAAUCUCAGACACUGACUCAGCAGCAACAACAACAGCCAGUGCUAGCCGGUUCAAGCAACUUGGCUGCAACGGCUCUUAGUAAUACUCCGUAUGGCAGUGCAGCGGAUACAUUCUCUAAUGCUGCUACAGCAGCUGCAAAUUUGGUGCAACAAGUACAGCAGCAGCAACAGCAACAACAACAGCCUCAAGGGCAAAUUAAAGCUUCGGCAACACUUUCCGUAGAGCAAUCUCAGUAUUUCAAUUCAUUGACGUCGCAGAACGCUGCAGCCGCAGCUGCAACAACAUUGCAACAACAACAACAGUUACCAUCGACGUAUGCACAAAAUGCGGCUGCCGUGCAAUAUCCAACAUCAUACGCAAACGUAUUUGGGUCAGCUGCAGUUGCCACGGCAACAGCCACAAGUGGUCUGGGCGUAGCUAGUGCUGAUCAAACGCAACUCUCAGGUGGCGUACAACAGCCUCAAGUGCGUAGAGCGCGUGCCAAACUACCACCGCCUUCGAAAAUACCAUCGACCGCUGUUGAGAUGCCAGGAGACACGUUGAACAAUAUCGGCUACCUGGAUGUGCAAUUUGGAGGCCUUGACUUCGGUACAGAAGAUACUUUCGACGCUUUGCCAGAGAAGUUUGGUGCUGCUGUGACGAUUGAAGGUCAACAGCAGCAGCAACAAACACAAUCGCAACAGCAAUUGGUACAAUCGCCACAGGAUGUGUCAACUGAUUAUCAAAACAAGAACAAUGUGCAACAACAACAAGCAUCAUUGUCGGCAGGGUUACAGAGUACACAACUGGGUGACGCAUUAUCAACUGGCUACUCACAACGUGGUACAGCAGCUGUGCAGCAACAGCAACAGCAGGUUGUUAGCGGUGGAAAUGGAGUUGGUGUAAGUGUUGGUGGUGGUAGCUCCUCUGUUGGUGGCACUUCCAAUCACACAUUGGAUUUGAGUAAAAGCGAUCCAUACGGUCAUUCACAGAGUGCUACUAACUCAACUGGCUAUCCAACGAGCGCUUACCAAACUAGUGUGUCUGUAGCAAACAAGACUGCUAAUGCUUAUCAGCCAUCCGCUGCCGGGCAAGUUUACAACAGCAGUAGUUACGCAAAUGUGCAGUCCUCCGCGGCAAAUACAUACCAACCGCAAUCGUACGGUUCGUAUCAGCAGACUUCGUUGAAUUCCUAUCAGCAGCAGCAGGCGGCAGUGAACGCGCAGUCGGGAUCGAAUUCUGUAGCGGGAGGCGGUGUAAACGUUGGAAACAGUGGAAGUGCGGCACAAAACAUUCCUGCAGUUGGUGGCAACGGCGGCAAUAGUAAUGCAAACAAUACAAAUACUGGAUAUUUGUCAACCGGCUACCCAACACAACAAAGCGCGUACCAGUCCAGCCAAAGUGUAUACGGUGGAACUGGUCUCUCAAAUAGUUCAGGGUUCACCGGUAGCACAAAUACUUCGUCCUCUCAAUACACUAACUUUAGUACAAGUGCGAAAUUGAAGGAUGCGGCAACAGCGUCUAGUGGUUCGCAUUACGAAAGUGUCUCAUCUAGCAAUGUUGGCAGCAGUAGUGCAUCAACUGGGAACUCGACAGUGUCUGCUAAUUCGUCGACCAAUCCGGCUUCGUCGGUUAACUCCAACAAUUCGAAUGUGAACAGCAACAGCUCGAGCGUGGCGGCAAGUAAUAGUGUAAGCAGUGCUAGCAGCAGUAAUGUGAAUACGAAUAGCAGCAGCACUGUUAGUGGCGGUGGCAGCAGUGGUGGUAGUGGUGGUGCUGGGGGCAGUGGUGCCGGUGGCAGUAGCAGCAGCAGCAACCCUGCAUCUGUAGUGGCCGCAGCAGCUGCGGCUGUUUCAUCGUCUUCAAAUAAGACAAUCGCUAGCGGAAUGGUGCCCAACAUCCAAAUGGUUAGUCAAUAUAUUCAGACUGGAUUGCCAUUCUAUCAGCAACCAGUUUAUUCUUACGAGGAUAUGCAAAUGAUGCAACAGAGAGUGCCACACGUGCAAGGUUAUUACGAUCUCAACUACACUCCGACUAGUUUGGGCACCGGCCGAGAUAAUUUGGGUUCUGUAGCAUAUUCUACGAUGACUGAUGCACGUUUUACAAGAACGGACAAUAAUUCUAGCCCAGUUAGCAAUGUUUCAAGUACAAUGUCACAGCAAGCAGGCUCGGGCGGCCCCAUGCUAAAUGUUCCUUUCUACUACUAUGGUGGAAGUGUUAUGCCUGGCAGUUUUCAGUAUGGCACACCGGCAAUUUAUCCGCAGCAAAUUCCUGCUGCUAAUACAGCGUCGGGUGGUCAAUUCGCAAAGCCUUCUUACAGUACUGGUUACGGUUCGACCAGCUACGAUGCGUUGUCGCAAGCUUCACAAGAUUACACAAAGGGCGCUUAUCCGUCGAGCGUAAAUCAGCAAACAAAAUCACAAAAUGUAGCGAAUCCGCCCCAAACCGGAACAAGCUCGGACAUAACAUCGUCCAUGUAUAGUAAGACACACGUUGCGCUGAACAAAGUCAAUUCGUAUGAAAAACAAAAUUUCCAUUCGGGCACUCCGCCACCAUUCAAUAUGCCGAAUACGCAGACAGCUGGUGGAACCUCAGCUCAACCCUACGGCAUGUAUUUGCCGAUGCCGACAGCAGGUCAUCACAAUAUGAUUCAUCAACCAAUCCAUCAGAUGGACGGCAGGAUUCAUAAUUCAUCCCGCCGGGAUUCGAAUAGCACGGGCCAACGGCAGCAAACAAGUAGCCAAUCGAAAUCGGCUGCUAAACAAGGCUACUCGCCCUCUUAUUGGACCGGGCAAAAUUGAACGUAAAGAGGAACACGCAAAUAAACUCACGCAUUAACGUAUAUAUAUGUAUAUAUUAAUAUAUAUAUGUAUAUGAUUGUAGUAUAUGCAAUUCGAUUCCGAUAAAUUAACACCAUCAUCCAAUCAGCUCUUAAAAUCGGUUCCAGAUGCCAUGCUACCGCGUGUACACAACCACAUAUAAUACACAUUAAUUUUUCAUAUUGUCUGUCUGCCUAUCCUAUUAUUUUUUACACAUAUGUAUUUAUGCUUAUGUACAAGUAUGUUAGUAUAAAUAGAAGAUAUACGCAAAAUAUCGAGAAAUCAAAUUUUGUAUGUUCCACUCCUUCGUUCUUGCGAAGUUCCCAUUUUAAGAUCGAUCCACUUAUUCAAAAUGUGUUUUACUAAGAUACAAAAACAAAAACGUCUACCUAAAAACCAUUACCCUACAAACCCCCACAUUCAUACUCGUACAUCCGCUAUUCACUCUCAUACACACAAAUAAAUUAUAAAACUGAAGCAAAAAUAAAAAUAAAUAAAUGUAGAAUGCUAUCACGGAGCAAGAGAGUGUUUAAAAAGUAAUGAACAGUAGUGGAGAAGAGAUCACAUCUACACACACACACACACACACGGCACAGUUGAAAGGAAAUAAUAACAAAAAAUUAAAAUUUAAAUAUUGUAAUCGGUUUAAACUAUAUGUAUAAUUAUAAUAACCUUAAUAUUUAAAUUAAAUACAAAAUACGAUUAAAUCCAAAAUAAAAACAGCAAACGCAUAGUUCAUACGCAUGCGCGAUGAAGUCGAAAUUUAAA
Molecule: messenger RNA, 5285 nt
Organism: Zeugodacus cucurbitae (melon fly)
Lineage: Eukaryota; Metazoa; Arthropoda; Insecta; Diptera; Tephritidae
Gene: lig
Product: protein lingerer
Exons: 19
Coding region: 456-4499 (1347 amino acids)
Cellular component (GO): nucleus; cytoplasm
Molecular function (GO): protein binding
Source: RefSeq, a predicted model, not a curated record